UUAUCCGGGGGUAUACUCCUUCAGUAAACAUAAACAAAAGUGUUCUCUGGAUUGAAGUGCCACCCAAUUUCCACGGCACCUAUAUACAUCGUUAUCAAUUUUUUUAAAAAAUCUUCUUUAUUAGUUUAAAUUAAUAAUUCUCUUGCGUUGUCCCCAGAGAUGUAAGAAUAAAAGCUUCUUUUCUUUUCUGUUGUUGGUUGGAGAGAAUUACAUAAAAGUUUUGGCAGAUUCUCUGAUCAGAGAUUGGGUUCUAGUUAUGAGGUGGGUCAGAUCUCUCUCUCUCUCAACUUACCCAAGCUUCUGUGGCGGAUAAUCCAAACCUGGAAAAAAUAUUUGGAGCUAUAGAGAUUUGUGAUCUCUGUUAUCUGAUCUUUCUACAGUGGAAGCUACUGGGAUGGAAGAAGAUUGCAAGUUGCGAAACUGGGAUGAGCUUAUCCCUGACGCUCUUGGCUUAAUCUUUAGCCACUUACCUCUUCAAGAGGUCCUAACAGUUGUGCCUAGGGUUUGCAAAGCAUGGAACAGAGCUGUAACUGGACCUUAUUGCUGGCAAGAGAUAGACAUUGAGCUGUGGAGUAACCGUUGCCACCAGUCCGAUCAUCUCGAUCGAAUGCUUCAGAUGUUGAUCAAUAGAAGCUCUGGCUCUUUGCGGAAACUCUCUGUCACUGGCCUUCAAAAUGACUCUAUCUUCUCCUUCAUUGCACAACAUGCUGGUUCACUUAAGACCUUGAAGGUGCCGAGAAGCUGUCUGAGCAAUCCAGGGGUUGUAAACGUGGCCGAAAAGCUUUCAUCUCUCACUUUCUUGGACUUGAGCUAUUGCUGCAAAGUAGGCCCAGAGGCGAUACAAGCCAUAGGCAAACACUGUAAAUCCCUCACAGAGUUCUCCAGAAACAUGCAUCCUUUGGACGUAGCGAGUGUCGUCUCUCACGACGAUGAAGCUUAUGCGAUUGCCAGCACAAUGCCGAAGCUGAAGCGGUUAGAAAUUGCGUACCACCGAGUCAGCACAGAAGGAGUGCUCAAAAUCUUAUCCUCUUGCAUUUUUCUUGAGUUCUUGGAACUUAGAGGCUGUUGGGACGUGCAACUCGACAACAAGUUCUUCAAAGAGAAAUUUCCAGAUAUGAAGGUGUUGGGUCCACGCGUGAUUGGAUUCUAUGAUAUGAUAAACGAUUGGGAGGAUUGCUGUUCGGAUUAUUUCUCAGAUGGAUCUGAUUACUUGGCAUGGGAGUUUCUUGAGGAUGGUGAAAUGGGAGAGUUUUAUGAUGAUGAGUUUGAGCAUGGUUGGGACGAUAACUUUUAUGCGGAUAGAUUUAAUAUCGACUUGGAACCGCAUAUUUGGCCGCCAUCUCCAUGAACCUGGUCUUGUUAUGGUCGAAGCUCUCUACCCAAAAGUUGCUUCUACCAUUGGUUUUAGCCUCAUAUGCGUCUUUGCUCUCUGUAUGGUGCAAUCUUUAACCGGGCUGGUUCUUGGCUUUUAUGUUUCUCUUUUACUUAGUGACUAGAUAAUAGUCUACGGGUGCGAAAGUGGCUUGGGUAGAUAUCUGUAAGUUGAGAAGUGAAGGAGGUCUGGAAAUACGUAAUCUUAAGGAGGUUAAUCUGGUGUAUGGUUUGAAAUUAAUCUGGAGAAUGAUCUCAGAGGAUUCGCUUUGGGGUCGAUGGAUAAAAGAUAAUCUUUUGAAAGGGAAAAGCUUCUGGCAAGUGAAAGGAAAUUCUCAGAAUGGUUCUUGGAUGUGGAGGAAAAUGCUCAAAUUAAGGGAGUUGGCAAAGACUUUUCACAGGAAAGAUGUAGGGAAUGGAAGGCAUAUCUCAUACUGGUAUGAUCACUGGUCGAGUCAUGGAGUCUUAAUUGAUAGACUGGGUGAUAGAGGCAUAAUUGAUAUGGGAAUUAGAAGAGAGGCUACAUUGGAGGAAGCUGCAGUUACUACUCGUCGAAGGAGAAGGCAUAGAAGUGUGGAGUUGAAUGAUAUGGAGGUGGAGCUUGAGAAUAUAAAAGGAAAAAUUAGUAGUAAUAAGAAGGAUGUGUCUCUUUGGAGAAGGAAGUCUGGGUUCAAACCGAAGUUCUCUACCCAGGAGACGUGGUUACUAACACGUGAAUCCAAACCUGUUUGUGCUUGGGCUAAAGGUAUUUGGUUCUCACAUGCCAAUCAAAAAUUUGCUUUUAUGAGCUGGCUUGCAAUUCUGGAUAGAUUAUCUACUCUGGACAGAGUCUCAAAAUGGAGUCAAGGGAUUGAUACAACGUGUGUUCUGUGUAAAGGAGCUGCAGAAACUAGAAAUCAUUUGUUCUAUGAGUGUUCAUUCACAGAACAAAUUUGGGAACAUCUCACCAAAGGUAUCUUGGGGAUCUCUUACACAAGAGUCUGGUCUGAGAUUGUCGCAUUGAUUUCAGAGGGUUCUCGAGAGAAGAAUAGUUUGUUCUGUAUUCGCUAUGCUUUGCAGGCUAGUAUUCAUACUAUAUGGAGGGAAAGAAAUAGGAUCAGACAUGGUGAGAAGCCACUACCAUUAUCGAAGUUGAAGAAGUUUAUUGACAAAGGAGUGCGCAACAAGCUAAGUCUGAUGAGAUCUAAAGGAGUAAAGGGAAGAGAAACAAUUCUUCAGUUUUGGUUUGAAACUAGAAUGUAAAUAACAAUAGAAAGGAUGGUGUAGUUUGUGUUAUAGCAACUUAAGUUGUAACAAGGUUUUUUUUUAUGAAUAAAAUUUAGCAUUCAUUCAAAAAAAAAAAAAA
Brassica napus (rape) is the source of this 2716-nucleotide messenger RNA. RefSeq names its product F-box protein FBW2. The coding region runs from base 395 to 1348 and encodes 317 amino acids. The transcript has 5 exons. The record is from RefSeq and is a predicted model, not a curated record. NCBI's taxonomy places the organism in Eukaryota, Viridiplantae, Streptophyta, Magnoliopsida, Brassicales, Brassicaceae. Gene Ontology annotation, molecular function: protein binding.